AUGGCUGCUACGGGUGAGAAUUUAGUUUCUUGGUCAAAAACUGGCUUAAUUGCUUAUGCUGAUAGUACUUCUCAAGACGGUAAUUUAUGUAUUACAUUUCUGGAGACUAUUAAUGGUACUAAUUGGAGAUUUCACCCUCCUAAGAGAUAUAUAAUACAUCCUCAUUUACAUGAAUCCCCCAGCUCAGAGACACCUGGCAAUGUUAACGGUAGUAAUAAAAGGAAUUCUAUAGGUCCAGUUGGUACACCAAAUGUAGGAAUUCCUAAUGUUUCCAAGACAACAAAUUAUUUCUUUUACGAUAUUAAAUCAGUCUACUGGAACAAUUGGUUUAAUUUACCAGGUGAUAUGUUAGCCGUUUGUGAUGAAUUAGGUAAUAUGACAAUGCUUAUAUUGGGACAAAGCCCAAAUGGACCUGUGACGAUGGAUAAAUUAACAAUGUUAUUUCAAGAUAACGUAUAUAAGAUCCAUAACAAAUUGAUACAAUUGGAUGAAUCUGUAAAUAGUGUACUCAAGAUUGAAAAAAAGAGAACUAAAAAAGAAUAUCAAACAGCUAUUUCUGAUUUUUUUUGGUUAAGUUCUUCAAAAGCCGUCAUUUCUUCACAAUUUUGUGUUCUAGAUAGUACUAUUAACACAUAUAGAAAUAAAGUGCAACAAAUUCCUCCAUAUGGUGUAUUUCAUCCACCUUUUAUGAAAUAUGCAUGUUUGGCAAUUCGUAAAAAUGGUCAAAUUGAUUUUUGGUAUCAAUUUUCUAAUUCAAAAAAUCAUAAGAAGAUAACAUUACAAUUGAAUAACAUACAAAAAAAUCAAUCAAAAGAACUGGAUUGGCUAGAAUUUUCCAAGAUUACUCCUAUUAAUGAAGAACAAUAUUUAUUACUAUCUUGCUACUCUAAAAUUGCAAACAGAUUGUCUUUUCAUAAAUUGCAUGUUAACUGGAAUGUUAAUACCACUAAUCACAACCAACUAAACGAUCCAUCUUUGACCAUUUCACAUAUUUAUGAAAUUAAUUUAGAUAGAGUUGAUGAAGAGGGAAAGGUACUUGAAUUUGUAAACCUUCAAGUUUUAUCCAAAUCACCUGUUGAAAAGGACACAGCACCUGAAAUACUAUUGAUAUACAAUGUUGCUGGUACUAAUAGUUCUGUUGUGAAAAGAUAUAGAUUGAACCCAAUAAAACUGGAUCCAAAUUAUCUGUUAGUUCUUAAUCCAGAAUUAACAAGUUUAGGUGAGAAAGCUCUGAAUCCACCUCAAAGAUACACUCUAAAGUUUUCUGGAGAUUUAUUAUUUAAUCAAAGAAUUCGUCAAGUAUCUACCGAAAUAAUUGAUGGGUUUAUUACGUUUUACCUGCAGGAUGGAUCAAUUCAGACUUAUAAUCAAAGUGAUUGGAGUCUUGAAAAUGAAAGAUUACAAAAUCAAAAUAGACAAGGUAAAUUUAGAGAUAUAUUAACUUCAGUACUAAGUGCGGGAUUCACUUUCCCUAAGUUACCCACAUGGAGCAUUGUAGAAUGGGCAACAGUUUCUCCAGCAAUGACUGGUGUCAUAGUAAAGUUAGUUGGAAAAGAUGAACCAAAAUUUUUAACAGUCUAUCAAACUGACAGUUCCAAUGAAAAGAAUGAUUCAGUUAAUAGUACAUCAUUCGCUUUUGGGUUUGUUGCCGGGAUCCAUAGACAAUUGUCAGCAGAAGAUCUGUCAAUUGCAUGUAAGACACACUUAAUGAACAUUUCCAAAGAUAAUCCCGAAAGGGGAAAAUCUUUUAUCACUUCAUUAAUAUCGUGUAUUUAUUCAUUCUUUAAUAUCACUCCAGAUGCUCCAACUGAGAUUUUAGACAAAAUGAUAUCCAGUAGACCUGUACAAAAAGCUAUGUUAUUACAGUUGGAAUUGGGAAGUAGCUUUAAAAAUGAAAAUAUAUAUGAGAUGGCCCGUGUCGUAAUGAGUUUAAGAAACGUAUAUUUUGCAUUAAAUGGUGUUGCACGUAAUUUACAGUUUGCAAUCGAACAAUUAAGUGGAUCUAAUGCAGCUCAAUUGACUAAUGGAAAGCUUUUUCAAACUGCUUUUACAAAACAAGAUCUCGUGCAUUCAUUAAUUCCAAUUGCUAAGUGGAUCGUAAAAUUUGUUACAUGUCUUGUACAAGAUUUGCUGAUUUUAAUCAACAAUCCUGGAAUAAAUGAUAGUAAGCUGGUCUAUGGUGUUUUAGGGGCAAGAAUUCCUCGAGCUUUAAUCUUAUCGAUAUUAACUGAAAUAAAACGAGUUACACAAUUGAUAACGAAAUUUCCAGAAAACACAUUCCCAGUUCUUAACGAAUCAUCUGCUUUUUUAAAAAUGAUUUUAAAUGAAUCUCCUGUUAGUUUUGAAAGAUUCGAAACUUUUAUGAUAGAUAUCAAUAAUAAAUUUUCAUCUCUAAAUGAACAGGAACCAUCCACAAAACGUGAACCGUCAUUGUUGGUCAAAGCAGAAAUACCUCCAGAGUACACAAAAAUAUGUGACUUUAUAUUAACAUGUACAAAAAGUACUAUUUUAUCUCAUAUUGAUCCAGCAUUUGUAUAUUUCACAGAUACUAGCGGUUUAGGAAUAUCUAAAGAAGAAUUAUUUGACAAUUCAAUAAUUGAAAUACUCCAGCCUUUAGAAGAGGGUUUAGUGGUAGAUUCAUCGAGACUUCCAGAACAUUUCAAGGGCUCAAAAUCAUUUUCUAAAUUAAAUUGUGAUGGUAUAUCUUAUGAUACUUUUACAAAAGAAGAAUUAAAUAAUGGUACAUUAAAAAGAUGUUGCAGAUGUGGUUGUAUUACCAGAGCAGGUUAUGCAAUUUCCGGUGAUAAAACUAUUAUCCCAACAUCAAUUCAAACUAAAAGAUGGCCAACUAUGUAUGCAAGAGUUUGUAUAUGUUCUGGUUACCUAUAUGAAUUAGAGAAUUAG
Messenger RNA from Vanderwaltozyma polyspora DSM 70294, 2904 nucleotides. RefSeq names its product Sin4p (gene SIN4). Gene Ontology annotation, cellular component: mediator complex. Bases 1 to 2904 code for a protein of 967 amino acids. Gene Ontology annotation, biological process: positive regulation of DNA-templated transcription. The record is from RefSeq and is a predicted model, not a curated record. NCBI's taxonomy places the organism in Eukaryota, Fungi, Ascomycota, Saccharomycetes, Saccharomycetales, Saccharomycetaceae. The transcript has a single exon.